UGAUGGAAGAUUCCUGAUCAAGCUCGUUGCUGGCAGAAAUCAGCUGGAUUUCCAAUGGUACAUCCAAUGUUGGAGAAUAUGUACACUGCGUUCAGUAGACCUGCUCUCUCCGGCUGUCUCCAUUCAUUGCUAUUUCAGUGUCAAUUUCACUGUCUCCAGAGCAGCGGGCAGUCACGUGGCACAACACACGAUGCUCGCUUUGCCGGAUCUGGGCUCCAAGAGAAUGUCAUUGCCAUGCACGUCUUUGACUGCAAGUGGAAGAGUCAGUGCGACACAAAGAACUUUCACUUCAACACCAUUAUUACUUCCAAAAGUGAGUCAGGCUGUCAUCCCACUCUCUGUCAAUCAGUGUGGCCAACGCAUUAAUCCUCUACAUCCACCAGGGGUGAAGCGACGGACAGUCAGUCUAGAAACCUUUGCAGCUCAUCACCAUAACCAACAAAGGGCUGUGGUGAUGCGACAGAAGGAGUAUAACAGGUAUCACCAGAGUUGGCAGCGUCCAUUUUAUGGAUCUGUGGCUGAGAAGGAGGAAUAUAGGCGUGAGAUCCGGCAGCUGUUAAAAUGGCAGAUGAGUCAGCAGCGAGAGUCUCAACGUUAUGCCCUGUUCAAUCGGGCCAAAGAGGGAGAAGCAGCACGUGAGGCAGAAAGACAGGCAACUCUUCAAGAUCUGGAAAAGCAGAUUGCACGUUCCCGUUUUCUUCAAGCAUUCCGGGAUGAAAACAAAAAGCUGAUGGAAAUUCAGUGGAAGGAGAAGAGGUUAGCAAAAUCCCUGGAUUCUCUACGAGAGCGUGAGCUGCUGCAAUACAACCCAAUCAACUGGAGCUGCACUUUGAAAUAGAUUUCAGCGUGAAUUGAUGUGCCACUCACAAUACGAAAUGGACGCAAGUUAUGACAUUUUCUCAAUAAAGAUUCAUUUUAAACAUUUUGCAAUUGCUUCA
Molecule: messenger RNA, 938 nt
Organism: Chiloscyllium plagiosum (whitespotted bambooshark)
Lineage: Eukaryota; Metazoa; Chordata; Chondrichthyes; Orectolobiformes; Hemiscylliidae
Source: RefSeq, a predicted model, not a curated record